AAUAUAAUAUCGAAACAGCCGAAACCUGCCCGUAAAUGGCAGUGUGUCACACAAUCUAUUUGUCACUUCAUCUGUGUUAGAUUUUAAAUUGAAAAUUGUGUCACAAAUCCAUCAAGAUGUCCCACCUGGACCUAGUUUCUGACCACUCUAAAGAGAAGCUCGUCGCCCUGCCUAGAGAUCUGCUGGACAUGCCCAAUUUGAAAAUGCUGUUUCUGGAGGGAAAUUUUUUGACUGAGUUGCCUCCUUCACUUUUCCAAAAGUUGCCUAAGCUGAUGUGGCUGGAUUUGAGGAAUAAUGUCCUGGAAUCUAUACCACCGACCAUUGCUUAUCAUCAGUGCCUUGAAAAUCUGCUUCUCACUAAUAAUAAUUUGAGAGCAUUGCCUAAUGAGCUUGGUCUGGUACCAAAACUAAAAGCUCUUCAAGUGUCAGAAAAUCCUUUGGUAUACCCGCCUAGAAAAAUCAUAGUCGAAGGAACAAAAAUGAUAAAGAACUUUCUGAAAUCUCAAUACGAACUUGAACACAUACAGGAAAUAGAGGCAGAUACUGUAGAAGACAAAGACAGCGUGAAGAGCUUGGAAUCGGAUAACGAGAAAAAGAAGCAGAAAACUGCCCCGAAACGUCGAAAGGGCAUAAGUGCGAGUGAGUUGAGGGAUAAACUGAGAAGAAAAUUAAGUGACCCUAUGGAACUACAACCAGCUUUGAAUGUAAGACAAAUACAGGAUCCGUCGCAGUUGCCCACGCUGAAGGAGGAACCGAUAAAGAUAGUGCAUAACGUCAAAAAGGAGGGAUCAAGAAUAUCCCUGAAAUCUUAUUUUCAUAGACUCGAGAACACAAUAUUAGGUAGACCAUCUUCAGAGAGAAUACGUUAAUCAGUGAUAGCAGAUAACGAAAUACUCACCCCCCCCCUUUGCAGGGGCAGGGUCUAAUUAGAAGAGGGUGUCAUACCUGACGGGUUUGGAUCAACAAGUGUUCCCACCAGAGUAGGAGAAGAUCAAUCUGGGAAAUUUGAUCAAGUCGUAAGAGAAGGAUGGCUCAACCAGCUAAGAAUUUUGCUAAAUGACCAGGAGAGAAUAAUUCAACAAGAGAGGAAUUUGAGAGCUCUAUCGGACUGGCGUUUCAAAAACAAACACCAAGCUCCGAAGGUUUUCUCCGAAGAUGCUGAUAAUCACUUAGUACCUACAGCACCAUAUGCAAUGAACAAAGAUUUUUUGAAAAUGCCUACAAGAGAACAGUUGGCCGCACAGUUGAACGAAUCGCUCAAAGAAAAAAGACCCUCAAGAUCUGAAAUAGAGCAAAACUCCCACAACUCAAACGUGGAGAUGCUUAUCAACGAUCUGAUAGAACAGCUGAAGGAAAUAGAAAGCGCACAAAGAACAGGAUCAAGGGAAAAGCAAUCGCCAAGGUCGGACAUACAAGCAACAGAAAAUCAAAUCAAAACGAUAAUGGAUAUUCAGAAGAAGCUGGUGCAGCUGAAAGGUGGAAGCUACCCAGGAAUUUAAACACACUCUUCACAAACAUAAAAUAUUUUAUUGUGUUUAUAAUAUUGUACAAUAUCAAACUAAAUAAAAUAAAAUAAAAACGUCAGUAUCAAGCGUUAAGCUAAAUAGAAUGAUAAUAUAAAAAUCAC
Acanthoscelides obtectus is the source of this 1627-nucleotide messenger RNA. The record is from the annotation of a GenBank genome assembly. Lineage: Eukaryota; Metazoa; Arthropoda; Insecta; Coleoptera; Chrysomelidae.